AUGGUAUACUACAAACGGAAACCCAUCGUACUGCCGACGCCCCAACCCUUGCCUUCCAACAUUAACGUGAAUGUUUGGCACAUCUAUGAGACAGGUGAAUGGUUCCUAACGUACACAGAGUAUCUGGAGCGCAUGGACUUCUACCUCAGCCACCAGUUCACAUGCGAGAUCACGGGCACGUCGUUUUUGACCUUUUUUGAAGCGCUCAACAGCGAGGAAACACAGUUCAGGCUGGUGGAGGAAAAAUUCCCUCUGAAGCUGCGUGAGCCCGUUGCCAAGUUCAUGCAUUUCAACGAGAUCAAACGCGUAGACUUGCUGGUUGAGCGGGUUUAUGCGCGCUUCAAGACCGACUUCUACCCUGGGGAACGAGUGUAUGUGAGACGCAAAAACGAAAAGCUGUACGUCGCUCAAGCAAAUACCGACGAGACUGGAGAGCAGCUGGCCCCGAUGCCUGCCGGAGCGAUUCCACACGUCUCUUAUAUUGUGAAGGAAAAAGCAAGCUUCAACGCAGUUGUCGACCUGACGGCCUCAGAGGUUGUUAAACCCGCAUUUUCCAAGUAUAUGAUCACCGAGGAAUUUGGUGUCAAGUCACUAAUGGUGGAAGAAAAUGACAUUUUCCGGGAUCGCUCCACAUUCACCAAGCACCUGAUAAAAUGCUUCUGCAAAAUUACCUUACGACGUGCAUCUUCGAAGCUUGGCGCCCCACUGUGUGUCCGAGACGAAUAUUUGCCCAUGUACGGUCUUACUUUGGACUGGCCUACUUCUAUGCAGAAGUAUAGAGACGAUUUUAAUGAGCUUCGUCAGGGGCAGGUCGGUCACAAUCAAGAACAAAGUAACAAUAGAGCCAACGAAACAACAUCUCGUAAUGCGCAGGCGCAAACCUCAAAAAGAUCGUUUUUCGACGGAGAGAAAAAUCCCGAGGCCAAAAAGAAGUCUAAAAACUCCGGCCCAUCACCAUCGCCUUCGCAGCCGAACGAAGAGCCAAUUGACCACUUACCUCCUCCAUACAUCGGGCCCAAUAGGGCCCUAGAGAACGCUUUUUACUAUAAUGAGCACUUAGAAAGCGUUCCGGUCUGCCAUUCAGGAGUAAGAUUUGCGCAUAUGUACAAAUUACUGGAAGUUUAUCAGUUUUGUCAAACUUUCAGCAAAGUUCUGGUACUAGCGCCGUUUGGCUGGGACACAUUAAUUAAAAGUAUCAAGUGUUCUGAUUUUAAAAAUGCAUUUAAUGUGACUGUCCAUGUUGAUGUUCACCAUCCCUUAUUGGCGGCCAGGCGUAAGAAGGAAAAUGAAGGUGCGGACUACGUUUCUUCGAGCGUCUUAGAGCAUCGGAUAGAGAGGGUAAGUCCAGGACUUUGCAAAUAUUUCGAAGACCUAGGGUCGCAGUCUGUUAGUUACAAACUCUUAGGCAAUCAGACUCUUUUGGCUGAUGUCAUCGACAGCACUGACACAGCUGGGGCCUCCCUGAUGGUGGAAUGUUUCAUUGCCUUAGAACGUCUAUUUAUCGCAGAAAAUGGCGAUUGGCGAUGUUUAGUGAUGGAUAAAUGGUAUGAUGAGGAUGAGCUGACAGCGAAGACCAACAGAGAAACUGGAGAUAGUGUCAAGCCAAAGGAAAAUGGCAACAAAGAUGAGGACGAUUUGCACGAUCCUGAAAUUUUUGACCUUCUUGAGAGAUGUCUAAAUUUUCGCAAAGUCUCAUGGACCGAGCGUUUAUCUAAAAGGCAGUUCAAGAAUGGGUUUUGGAUAAUCAUACUGUUGGGGAUAUACCAAGACUGCAUGCAUCUGCCAAUGUACACUCCCUUCGUCCACAAGUUCAUCAAGGCAGUCGUACCUGCUGAUGGGUCUGCCACUCAUUUGAAUAAAGCACUGUGGCGUAACUUCUGUCAGAAUUUGAGCUUGGAGGACAAAGUUUAUGCUCUUUGGAUUUUGGUGGACAUGGCCUCUAAUUUCUCGCAGGACAUCAAGAACUUCAUCGAAGACACCUUAGACGUCUGUACUCAAAUUCGCAGUGAGAAAUUGAAGCUGUCCAAGCGUCUUAAGACAGCCUUGAGCUCUGUUGGCCAGCUUUCAAGCACAAAUAUUGCAAGUGUCGCACCAAACAAUGAAUUGUCAGUGAAAUUAGACCAUCAGCAUGACUUAAUUGAUAGAAUCAACCGAGAUAGGGAUUAUUUGACUCAGAAAUUAAUCGAAAAUGAUGUUCGAAGGUUGAAGAGCCUGGGAACAGACCGAAAUGGAAAUAAAUACUACUGGCAAGAGCUAAGCGGCGUGCAGAGAGAUUCGCCAAAUGGAAAUGGCGAUCUUGGCUCAAACCGACUUUGGGUUAGAGGGCCUUCUAAAAAGCACAUGGAAGAUAUUCUGAAGAUUCCACAAGAAACAAUAAAACAUUGGAAACAGAUGGUGGACAAAAUGCCUAUCGAGCAAGCUGCCCUUCAAGUAUUCAAAGUUGAGAGAGAUAAAGAUAACGUCCUCACAUGUGGAGAAGGUCAGGAAAAGACCACUUUGGUGUAUGCCGACUGCACAGUCAAUGAGUCUGCCAUAAAGUCCUCAGCAUUCUACAGGAAACUAGUAGACGAAAGAUCAAAUGCACUGCUUUUAGGGGAAAACUCGUGGGUGUCCAUUGAAAGGCCACAGGAUGUCGAAGAGCUCAUCGGGUGGCUAAGCGCAGACAUGAGUGUGGAUCCGACCCUCGUUAAACAGUUGAGAGCGAUAAAGAAGUCGUUACUCGAGAGUAUAAACAAGAGAUGGAUUGAUCUUGUCAAUGCGAGAUCUACAGAGGACGAUACUGUACAAAAGCAGGUGAUUGAUUGUGCCAUUUCCGAAGAAGACCUUCAGCUUGGCCAAGUAACCGAAGUCGACGAAAACGCCGCUGGCGAUGAAGAAGAGCUCGAACGAAUAGCACAUGAGAUCAUGGAACUAGACGACUCGUCGAAAACAAGAGUGUCUUUAAAUAGAAUUCGGGAACUUGAGGAGCGUCGGGACUACCUACUAAAUGCAAGAACAUUUAACGACCACGCGAUCAGGAUAAACUCAAGAAAUCAGCGCAAAAAAAAGCUAGACGACCUCGAAACUAGGCUCAACGAACAAGAAGUUGCCCUUACUUCUUAUGUGAACUUCAAAAUCCAAAAUGUCAAUCCAGAGAAAGUCAUGUGGAUGAAUGAGGUUGCUUAUCAGUUGUGGAAAACAUCUUUGUACCUAGGCGCUUCUGGGAAGCCAAUCACCCAAAAAAAAUGUCCGUUAAAGCAAGAAUGGCCGAGAUUUUUGACGGCAUGA
Lachancea dasiensis is the source of this 3267-nucleotide messenger RNA. Lineage: Eukaryota; Fungi; Ascomycota; Saccharomycetes; Saccharomycetales; Saccharomycetaceae. The record is from the annotation of a GenBank genome assembly.